AUGGCGUUGCGCCCUGGCCGCAGUUACCCCGGCUUUCUCAGGCAGAAGCUCCCGUCCUGGCAGUGGGGCAAAGCCCUCGCAGAGGCCGCUCCGCCGCCCGCCGGGGUUUCGCUCCCCGCGGGGCCGCUUGGUGUCACCCGCGCUCCGCGGCCAGGCCGAGCCCUCCCCCGGCACUGCCCGCAGGCGCGCCGCCGCUCUGCGCAUGCGUCCCCGGCGCGGGCCGCGGGCGGUUGCCAUGGUUACCGCGACCCGGAAGUGCCGCCGGGGGGCGAUGGCCGCCCCCAGGCCCGGGCCGGCAGCCUCGGCCCGAGGGGGCCUCCGCGGCCCCGCCGCCCCGUGAGGCCUCCCCUCUCCUCUCCCACCAUGGCCCUGGGGGCCGGCGAGGCGGCCGCGGAGGGGGAGCUGGGAGAUGAGAGCCUGUCUGUGAUAACCUGUGAGUCAGACACAGCCAUGAAGUUAAAGAAAAAGAUUUUUCACAAGCCUCCAAAGUCACCAAAGUCUCCCUACAGCUCAAGCACACAACUGUAUCCUAAAAAAGCUGCAGCUUGGAGAUCUCUGCAGGGAACAGGCAGUGCUUGCUUUGAGAAUGCAGCUGUUGAAAACCCAAGGCACAUGUGGGUGGGAUUUCUGAAGCAAGGAACGAGCCAUGCUCUGAAAUCAGAUGUUGACACGGGGCAUAUGCGAGGAAAUGUUUCCAGUAGCACUCCAGAAUAUUUGAAGGAGGCUCUAGGAAUGAAAAAACCAAAACAUGCUCGUUCUCCCAGUAAUGGCUACAUUCCUGGAACUCCUGACUACAAAGAGAAAGAAGAUAUGUAUGAUGAAAUUAUAGAACUGAAAAAGACAAUACAAGCUCAGAAGAAUGAGGGAGACAGAAUGAAGACAAAGCUCCGUCGACUGGAAGAGGAGAACAAUAGAAAGGAUAAACAGAUUGAACAACUGCUGGAUCCUUCCAGGGGCUCUGAGCUGGCUCGAGCUUGGUCAGAAAAGAAGACUGAUAAUGGACAGGUGGCUACUGGAUUAAAGCAGAAGAUUGUCAAGCUUGAAGAGCAGUGCAAGGAGAAAGACAACACAAUUAAUGAAUUCCAAGAAGACGUGAAAACCAGUAGUUUGGAAGAAGUGAGGUUAGCCAUGGAAACCUACUAUGAAGAGGUUCAUCGCCUCCAGCUCCUCCUGGCCAAGUCUGAGACUAUAAGGAAAAAUGCAGAGGGCAGAGACACCCAGAAAAGGCUGAAGGCCCUGAAUGCUGCUGUGCUGAGGCUGUCCAGGAACAUCAGGGACAUGCAGGCUGAGAAUCGCAGGCUGAAGGAGGACCUGGAUCAUGUGCUGAACGCUUCCACUCCUCACAGUAAAACAAAAAAUUAUAGUGAGUGGAGCAGACAGAGGCUGGUGAGGAAGAUUUUGGAUCUAGAAAAAGUAAGUGGUCAUAGCUAAGUGGCUUUCUUACCU
This is a messenger RNA of Lonchura striata (white-rumped munia), 1446 nucleotides long. Lineage: Eukaryota; Metazoa; Chordata; Aves; Passeriformes; Estrildidae. The record is from RefSeq and is a predicted model, not a curated record.